Messenger RNA from Cinara cedri, 3214 nucleotides. NCBI's taxonomy places the organism in Eukaryota, Metazoa, Arthropoda, Insecta, Hemiptera, Aphididae. The record is from the annotation of a GenBank genome assembly.
CAUGGAAUUAGAAUUUAGGUUAUGGUUUUAAAUGUUAAAGUUCGUUAUUUAAAAAAGUAAAAAUUUUAUCACAUUUAAGAUUUAACGGUUACACCUAAUAGAGUUUGUCAAUUUUUAUUAGAAUAUUUUAUAAUUAUUACAUCAAGUUCUUCUGAAAAACCAAUUUAAUGUUAAUUUAAAUUUUAUUGAGUGGUACUACUUUGGACUAAUGACCUCCAAGUUAAAUAUUAUCUGUUUGAUAAUCAUACAGAUAAUAUGUCUUUCAAUGGUAACAUUAACAAGUGCACAUGUACAACCAUAUAGUAAGUUUCUAUCUAUAUACAUUUAUAUAGUUUACAGAUUGUCUAUUACUUAACUAGUAUUAUAAUUCAAAAUGAGAAUAUAAAUUAAUGCUAAUGGUUUUACUACGCAGAUUAAUAAUUGAUCAACAAUGUUUUUUAUCUUCAAUCUUUUUCUAUCAUUUGGUUUCUCACCAUAACAUUAAAAUAUAUAUUUUUAUAGCAAUUUAAACAAAUUCUGACAAUAAAAGCUUACUAAUAAAAACUUAUAUGUUUACAGCUCAAUUUCAGUGUUUUAAAUGUUUACAGUUUUGAUUUAGCAAUGAUCUUAAUAAUUGAAGUAAAUAUUAUAAAAAAAAUAUAUGAUCUAGUUAAAUAUUUUAUUUUUUAUUUUUUUUUAUUUUCAUCUCUUCAAAAAUUGUUGGCAUUUAUUCAAUAUUUACUGCCAGAAAUAUUAUUAUUAUACAAUUUGAAUAGGUACAAAAACAAAUACGAAUUGUUAUAUCCUAACUGCAUAGUCUGUGCCAACUAAAGUUGAUAAAGGGGUGUGAUUAAACAUUCACAAAUACUAAAUUUUUUUUAAAAAAUAUUUUACCCAUUAUUUUAUCCUUUGAUAAAUAAUAAUAAAUAAAUACUUGAAUAAUAAUAAUAAUAUAAUGAAGAAGUGGUACAUAACAUAAUACAAAAAAAAAAAAACAGAAAAAUUAUAAAUUUUGUCAUUUUUAAAAUAUAACUGUUCUUAAAUUAACAAUUUAUUUGUCUGCAUUACCAAGAUUAGUGGAGAUGUCACACAACCUCCCGUGUACCUCCUAUUAUUGGCUCUCUGAGUGUGCUAUAUAGUUUUAUCCAGGAGUUUAUUUUCUGUAAAUGUAUAACUAAAAUUACUUUGAUCUCAUAAUUUUCAGUAGCAUAAGUACUUUAUUUCCCCAGUAUUAUUAUAAAGAUUAAUUAUAAUUAUCAAAGUUGUAACAUACAAUACAAUGUAAUGUAGAAUAUAUAUUAUAUAUAUAAUACUGUAAAUUGUAUAAAUUAUUACAACUUAUACACCUAUAUCUACCUAAUAUAAAUUAUAAUUCAUUAGAUAUCCCAAAAUGGUUAAUUUCACCUGGUACAUACUAUGCAUUAUUUAAUAUUGUAUAAUGAUAAAAAAAAAAUUAGCUCGAGACAAAUAUUGAUCAUUAAAUUGUAUUUAAAUAGAAUACGAAAUAGCAAAUAGUGUAUGUUUUAUGUGUGUAUAUUAUAAUCUCAGAAUUAAUUAUUGUAUAUGUUUGUAUUGAAGCAGGUAAAGUUUAUCAAGUAAAUGCAGAUGAUGCAAAAAUAUGCUGUUCUACAGAGGAAAAAAAUCAAGCACUUCCCCCAAUAUAUUGUUUUCCUGGCAGUGAGAAAAGUUUGAUUUAUGUUUUUCAAACAGUUACAGUAUGUUUAGUAAUUUUUUUGAAAAUGAAAAAUUUAAUAUCAAUCAUUUUAUUUUAUUUAUUAUACAGGUAGAUAUAAUAAUUGGAAAGACAGAUGACUUUACAGUGUAUCAAUCCCCUGAUCAACAUGAACUUGAAAACCAAAUACUAUCUGACGUAGCUACGUUGUCAUUCAACAAAAUAAUAUCAUAUUUUUGGAAACGAAAAUAUUUUAAAUUGGAUCCUUUUCAACCAUCUUGUUUUAGUAUUGUAACAAAUAAUGAUUUUGAAAUUAGAAUUAAUUCCAAUAGUAAGUACUACCAUUUUAUAUAUUGUUUUGUGUAUACAUGUUCAAGUACUUAAAAUCUAUAUAUUAUAUUGGAUCAUAUUUGUAAGCAAAUAUUUUCCUUGAAUCUUAGUAGUAUAUUUUCUGUAUUAUUAUUUUUUUUUUUUCUAGCAUUGGAUAUUAAAUUAUUGGCUAUGUUUUUGGUUGGUGUUUUAUUGUUUGGAUAUUCAGCCCGAUUGAGUCAUAACUCGGCAUUUUACUAUUUAUGUGGAAUCACUAUUGGUGUUUCAGCGUCUUUUAUAAUAGUUUUAUUUUUAAUUGGUCGUUUGAUUCCUAAAGUAUGGACGUAUAAUAAUUUAUUGUAAUGUUUAAUGGUAUUAAUGAUAGUAUUAUAAUUAAAAUUUAUGUUUAGAAAAAAUUAAUGCUGGGAUUUGUUGGAGGAAGUCUUUGGUUGAGUCUUUAUGUUAUGCAAAUGUUAAUUGAAAAUCUCAAUAUUAUCUUGAUAUUAUAUUACAAGUAUAUAUUGGGAUAUUUUGGGUUCUCCGUAUUGGUCAGUUUUGUUGUUUGCUAUAGAUAUGGACCAGUGACAAAUCCAAGAUCCAAAGACCUUAUAAGAUGGACAUUGCAGGUAUUAUUAUACUAUAUCUUAGGCAAAUUGCAAAUUAUUUAUAACAUAAUGUAUUGUAUUACAGUUAAUUGGUUUGAGUCUCAUUACAUUAAGUAGUUUUCAUUUAGAAGCUAUGGUUUUUGUAGAUAUGUUGAGUGUUUUAUUUUACUACAGUAAAUUGUCUUUACCUUUUAGGCAAGUAAGCAAUUUAAAUAAAGAAAUACUUAUAGGAAUAUAAAUAAUAAUUGUUGUAUUACAGGUUGUUACCUAAAAGAAAACCAAAAUUACAACUUUUGUCUGAAGAUGAGUAUAUACAGCAAGCAAUAAUUGAAACACCUAAGGCUCUAGAAGAACUGAAAAAUUAUUGUAAUAGCCCUGAUUGUGAUACAUGGAAGAUAAUAAGCAGACUUCGUGACCCAAAAAAGUAAUUUAACAAAUUAGAUCAUAUAAUAUUUAUAAACAUUUAAAAUUAAUUUUCAAAAAUGUUUUAGAUUUGCCAAAUUCAUGAAUACAUCUGAGCAUAUUAGCCCAGAUGCAGUUACAGAACAUGAAAACGAAACGGAUGACAAUAAUAUAGCAGAAAAUGAAAGUGAUGAUAGUAAUGAAGAUGAUAUUAAACAAAUAGAAUAUACAAGUGAUAGCGAAUAAA